Messenger RNA from Uranotaenia lowii, 405 nucleotides. RefSeq lists its product as uncharacterized. The transcript has a single exon. Lineage: Eukaryota; Metazoa; Arthropoda; Insecta; Diptera; Culicidae. The record is from RefSeq and is a predicted model, not a curated record. Bases 1 to 405 code for a protein of 134 amino acids.
AUGUUUUUAAGAUUCGGAUUAGAGCACACCAAAGGUUCCAAGUACCCUAUGGAUCCUGGUUAUCACAAAUUGGUCAAAGAGAGUAAACCGUUAGCAGACAACACGGAAUAUCGCAGCUUAAUUGGUUCGUUGUUGUAUGUAUCAGUGAACAGUCGUCCAGAUAUCACUGCUAGCGUAGGAAUAUUGAGUUGUCGUGUUAGCUGUCCAUCGGAGCUGGACUGGACAGAAGCUCGCAGAGUUCUGCGAUAUUUGCAUUCUACAAAAGACUACGCUUUGAAGUUAGGAGCCAAGCAGCAAGACCUGAAUCUAAUGGGCUAUUGUGACGCUGAUUGGGCAACCGACGUCAGUGAUCGUAAGCCGUGCAGCGGAUACCUUUUCCAGCUAGGUGGAGCGACAAUUAGCUGA